This is a messenger RNA of Hansenula ciferrii, 1491 nucleotides long. RefSeq names its product ATP-dependent RNA helicase DBP5 (gene DBP5). NCBI's taxonomy places the organism in Eukaryota, Fungi, Ascomycota, Saccharomycetes, Phaffomycetales, Wickerhamomycetaceae. Gene Ontology annotation, cellular component: nucleus; cytoplasmic stress granule. Gene Ontology annotation, molecular function: ATP binding; RNA helicase activity; RNA binding. The record is from RefSeq and is a predicted model, not a curated record. The transcript has a single exon. Gene Ontology annotation, biological process: poly(A)+ mRNA export from nucleus. The coding region runs from base 1 to 1491 and encodes 496 amino acids.
AUGACUGAAAAGAGAGAAACAGCUGAUGCUUCAGAUCUUUUGUCUUCAUUGACAAUCAAGGCUGAAAAUAAAACUACUGAAUCAAAAGAAGAACCAAAACCAGAAUCAAAACCAGAAGUUAAAGAAGAAUCAAAAGAUGAGGUUAAACCAGAAGUUAAAGAUGAAGUUAAAUCAGAACCAAAAUCAGAAUCAAAAGAUGAAUCAAAACAAACCAAUGACACACCAGAACAAGAAUCAAACUUAAUCAAAUCAACAUAUGAAGUUAAAGUUAAAUUAGCUGAUCUUCAAGCAGAUCCAAAUUCUCCAUUAUAUUCAAUUAAAUCAUUUGAAGAAUUAGGUUUAUCAAAUGAAUUAUUAAAAGGUCUUUAUGCAAUGAAAUAUCAAAAACCUUCCAAAAUCCAAGAAAAGGCAUUACCAUUAUUAAUUUCAAAUCCUCCAAGAAAUAUGAUUGGUCAAUCUCAAUCAGGUACUGGUAAAACUGCUGCAUUUUCAUUAACAAUGCUUUCAAGAAUUGAUCCUUCAAUAAAUAAUGUCCAAGCUAUAUGUCUUGCCCCAGCAAGAGAAUUAGCAAGACAAACUUUAGAUGUUGUGGAAACAAUGGGGAAAUAUACUGGAAUUACAACACAAUUAAUUGUUCCAAAUGUUGUUGAAAGAAAUGCUAAAAUUAAUGCACAAGUUCUUGUUGGUACCCCAGGUACUUUAUUGGAUUUUAUACGUCGUAAACAAAUUGAUGUUUCUCAAUUAAAAGUAUUUGUCUUGGAUGAAGCUGAUAAUAUGUUGGAUCAACAAGGUUUAGGUGAUCAAUGUGUUCGUGUUAAGAAAUUUUUACCAAAAACUGCACAAUUAGUUAUAUUUAGUGCUACAUUCCCUGAUCAAGUUAAAAAUUAUGCUGAAAAAUUCGUUCCAAAUGCAAAUCAAUUGACUUUAAAACAAGAAGAAUUAAAUGUUGAUGCUAUUAAACAAUUAUAUAUGGAUUGUGAUUCUGAAAAUCAUAAAUUUGAAGUUUUGAAUGAAUUAUAUGGUUUAUUAACAAUUGGUUCUUCAAUCAUUUUUGUUGGUAAAAAAGAUACAGCAAAUAUUUUAUAUAAAAAAUUAAAAAUGGAAGGUCAUCAAGUUUCAAUUUUACAUAGUGAUUUAGAAACUUCAGAACGUGAUAAAUUAAUUGAUGAUUUUAGAUUUGGUCGUUCAAAAGUUUUAAUUACAACAAAUGUCUUAUCAAGAGGUAUUGAUAUUCCAAGUGUUUCUAUGGUUGUUAAUUAUGAUUUACCAGUUGAUAGAAACAAACAACCAGAUCCUUCAACUUAUUUACAUAGAAUUGGUAGAACUGGUAGAUUUGGUAGAGUUGGUGUUGCAAUUAGUUUUGUUCAUGAUAAAAAAUCUUAUCAACAAUUAAUGGCUAUUAGAUCAUAUUUUGGUGAUAUAGAAUUAACAAGAGUUCCAACUGAUGAUUGGGAAGAAGUGGAAAAAAUUGUUAAAAAAGUUUUAAAAUAG